CCAUUCUUAUCCUUGCUGUUCCUGAUGGUUACGCCAUUGCUGUCACAUGUUUAGCUGUUGCGUCUAAAUUUUUCUUGAUGUGGGCUGGCUCUAUUUGUAUGGUCUUUAUGCAGGAGUUGUUUCCAACAUCAGUUAGACCAACAGCCACAGCUUUGGGAUCCAUAUCAGCAAGACUAGGUGGAUUGCUGGCUCCACUGCUGAACUUGUUGGCCACGUACCACUGGGUCAUACCCAUCACAGUCUUCAGCUGCCUUACGUUGAUAGGUGGAUUUCUCGGCUUCUUGCUUCCCGAAACCAAAAGAAAAGAGCUUCCUGAGACGGCUGAAGAGGCUGAGCGCAAUGGACAAGUUAGCUCCACAAGAAGAACAACUACCAGUCCACAUUCGUAUACAACCAAGAUGUAGAUGUUUUUGUACUGACUUUGUCUUGUAUUGAGUUUUUAACUCUUUCUACAAAUAUACCAAAAUAAUUAUGAUAUGUUUGGAAUUCAAAUAUUUGGGGAUUCUAACACAGGAAACUCCAAAAAGACAGGACACAGACGGACAAGAGAAAUUACUAAAUCAGAGAAGGAACUAAGAAUUAGAAACAUGGAUAACUAAACUAGGGUCUGAGAUUAUGAUGUGAGAUCAUGAAAGAAAUUAUUUUGUGCUUUGUAGAGCAUCACUGCACUGUCGAGAUCAUCGAUAUCCUCAAAUUUGAAGACACAUAUUCUACUAAUUAAUCCAUGGUUCAUAAUAAUCGGAUCCCUUUAUAGUUCCUAGAUCUUUCUUCUGCAGCAGAUAAACUGUAUUAGUAUUUGCUUUGUAUGUUUCUCCAUACCUCCACAGAGUUGUAUUGUAUCGACCAACUGUGAAACAAUACAGUUGUUGCAUUAAUGCUUUUUGAUUUAAGAGAUCUCUUAGUUUUAUAUAAUGCAAGCAUUUAGAUACAGUCUUAUAUGAGCUUUUUAACAAUUUGGCAUCAGUCUAUGGACUUACUUUUUUAUACCUUUAUUCAUCAUAAUUAUAAAUUAAUUUUUUCUAAGCACUACAUGUUUUGUAUGCUAUAAUUUAGUGAUAAAUUAUUGAUUUUCAAUCUUUUCUUUAAAGGCAUUGUUUCCAAACAGUUUAACAUUAAAUCCAAAAAUACCCUUCAGUGAAAGUAGAGUGUGAUGGCAACCAUCACUUGAGACUGGCACCUAAACUAUCUGGCAGGUUCGUGGAAAGUCAUAAUUUCAUUCUGAUGUAAUUAAAUCUAAAUAUAAAAAAGAUUUAACACCUGAUUUAAAUUUCAUGGGCUGCAUGUUAUAUAACACAAAUCCAGUCCUACCAUUACUUUCAGUUCAUAUUGGGUUGUGAAUGGUACUGUUGCUCAGAUUCACAUGUAUGUGAUUUCACGUUUCACACAAAUAAAACAAAUGAUUCAAAGAAACAAAAAAUGA
Molecule: messenger RNA, 1420 nt
Organism: Oreochromis niloticus (Nile tilapia)
Lineage: Eukaryota; Metazoa; Chordata; Actinopteri; Cichliformes; Cichlidae
Product: solute carrier family 22 member 6-B
Exons: 4
Coding region: 78-404 (108 amino acids)
Biological process (GO): transmembrane transport
Cellular component (GO): membrane
Molecular function (GO): transmembrane transporter activity
Source: RefSeq, a predicted model, not a curated record